AUGGCUCCUUUUUGGACAGCAGGAGCUUGGACACUAGUGGCAGCACUGGGUCUUCUUAGCUGCUGUAGCUUGACGUGGUGUGACGCCUCAAGGACUAGUGGUACAACCUCAGGAGAGAAAAAACAAGAACAAGGACCCUCAUCACUGGAACGAGUUAAGAGAGGAUGGGUGUGGAACCAGUUCUUUGUGGUGGAGGAGUAUACGGGCACAGAGCCACUAUAUGUAGGAAAGAUCCAUACAGACUCUGACGAAGGUGAGGGCAACAUCAAAUACACUAUCUCCGGAGAAGGAGCGGGUUCCAUCUUCAUCAUCGAUGAGCUUACAGGAGACAUACACGCCACAGAGAGACUGGACCGAGAAGAGAAGGCUUUUUACACUCUUCGAGCUCAGGCCCGGGACCGCCUCUCCAAUGACCCACUCGAACCAGAGUCAGAGUUUGUCAUCAAAGUCCAGGACAUCAACGACAGCGAGCCCAAGUUCUUGGAAGGUCCCUAUAUCGGCAGUGUGGCAGAGCUGUCACCAAUAGGAACGUCCGUCAUGAAGGUUACUGCAUCGGAUGCUGAUGACCCGACAUACGGCAGCAGUGCCAGAGUGGUAUACAGUGUACUGGAUGGAGAAAAGUUUUUCACUGUGGACAGACACACAGGAAUAAUUAUGACAGCAGUGGCGGAUUUGGACCGUGAGACACAGGAUCGCUACGAGUUGGUCGUCAAGGCAACAGACAUGGCAGGACAAAUGGGUGGUCUCUCUGGCUCCACCACGGUGACCAUAGUGAUCACAGACGUUAAUGACAACCCACCGCGCUUCCCACAGAAGAUGUACCAGUUUUCUGUGUCGGAGGGGGCUGCUCUGGGCACACCGGUUGGACGUGUCAUUGCCACAGAUGCAGAUAUGGGAGAGAACACGGACAUGAGCUAUCUGAUCAAAGAGGGAGGGGAGCUGUUCAAAGUCACGACCGAUGUGGAGACACAGGAAGCCGUUGUUUCCAUCAAGAAGCCACUGGACUUCGAAAGCAAGCGGACACACAAUGUUGUUGUAGAGGCAGUAAAUAAGCACGUUGACCCUCGCUUUGUGGACCUGGGCUCUUUUCGAGACCAGACCAUUGUCCGGGUGAGCGUAUCGGACAUAGACGAGCCGCCCAUCUUUCAGCCAGUGGAUGGCGCCAUCAUGGAGGUCCAGGAGGAUGCCAAAGUAGGGGCGCUGGUUGGCAUUGUCACUGCCAGGGAUCCAGAUGUGAAGAAUAAACCCGUUAGGUUCUCUAUCGAUCGGUCCACAGACCAGGAGAUGAUCUUCCAUAUUGAUCCUGAUUCGGGUGCCAUCACACUGGGAAAAAUUUUGGACCGAGAGACCGCAGGCUGGCACAAUAUCACUGUGAAGGCAGUAGAAGCAGAUAACCACACAAUGGCAUCCUACUCGGCAGUGAGUAUUCGGAUUCUGGAUGUAAACGACAAUCCUCCUGAGCUGGCCACACCGUAUGAAGCAUCUAUAUGUGAAGAUGCCAAGCCAGGCCAGUUAAUUCAUACCAUCAGUGUGGUAGACAGAGACGAGCCACAAUCCGGGCACCGCUUCUACUUCACCUUGGCCCCCGAAGCCUCCAACAAUCGACACUUCACCCUGUGGGAUGUCAAAGACAACACAGCUGGCAUCCGCACCCAGCGAUCAGGCUUCAACCGCCAUGAGCAGAACGUGUACUUCCUGCCGAUUCUAGUGGUCGACAGCGGGCCUCCCUCCCUCAGCUCCACAGGCACCCUGACCAUCCACGUCUGUGGCUGCGACCCAGAGGGAGCCAUCCAGUCCUGCAAUGCCACAGCCUAUGUGAUGAGUGCGGCUCUCAGCCCCGGGGCACUUAUAGCACUACUGGUCUGCAUGCUCAUCCUCAUAGUUCUUGUCUUGCUGAUCCUAACCCUAAAACGCCACAGGAAGGGCCAGAGGAUGGCAGAGGACGAGGAGGACAUGAGGGAUAACGUCAUCAAGUACAACGACGAGGGCGGAGGGGAGCAGGACACUCAGGCAUAUGACAUGAGCGCUUUGAGAAACCUCUAUGACUUCCCAGAGGCCAAGAGCUGUGACUCUGGCCCAGACAUCCGCUCCCUGCCACAGUGGAUACAAGCCAGCCGAGUGGGCGGCGGCGCAGAGGCGGCCGCCGCGGCAGCAACAGACUUCUCCCUUUUCAAAGGCUACAUCCGAAAGAAGGUGGAGCAGGCUGACGCUGACCUGUCGGUGCCGCCGUAUGACUCCUUCCAGACAUACGCCUUUGAAGGCACCAGUUCACCUGCACUUUCACUCAGCUCCAUCCACACAUUGUCCACCACCUCGGAGCAGGAUUUCUCCUACCUCAGCGACUGGGGACCACGCUUCAGGCAACUGGCAGGUUACUAUGCUCCAGGAAACCCUGAGGAGGAAGGGUCCUAG
Stegastes partitus (bicolor damselfish) is the source of this 2412-nucleotide messenger RNA. RefSeq names its product cadherin 22 (gene cdh22). Gene Ontology annotation, cellular component: catenin complex; plasma membrane; adherens junction. Gene Ontology annotation, molecular function: calcium ion binding; cadherin binding; beta-catenin binding. Gene Ontology annotation, biological process: calcium-dependent cell-cell adhesion; adherens junction organization; cell-cell adhesion mediated by cadherin. The coding region runs from base 1 to 2412 and encodes 803 amino acids. The transcript has 12 exons. The record is from RefSeq and is a predicted model, not a curated record. NCBI's taxonomy places the organism in Eukaryota, Metazoa, Chordata, Actinopteri, Pomacentridae.